Hordeum vulgare subsp. vulgare (domesticated barley) is the source of this 1485-nucleotide messenger RNA. RefSeq lists its product as uncharacterized. The record is from RefSeq and is a predicted model, not a curated record. Bases 71 to 1312 code for a protein of 413 amino acids. NCBI's taxonomy places the organism in Eukaryota, Viridiplantae, Streptophyta, Magnoliopsida, Poales, Poaceae. The transcript is spliced from 2 exons.
GACCGGGGGACGCGACCACCGUCGUUCACCACCACCACGUACGGGUCCAGGGCACGCAUUCGGAGCCGGGAUGGCGUCCGCGUCGCCGUCGUGGGUCAUCCUGGGCCGCGUGGCCAAGGUGUCGGCCGCCGACGCCGAUCUUCCUCUGGGUGCUGACCUCUCCCUCGCGCUGCCGGCGCCCCCGCGCGUCGCGCUCCUCACCAUCCCCCCGCGCAUCUUCCCGGGCCGCACCACCUCCGACAACUUCCCCUCCGUCGUCGCCGUCGACCGCUCCGGCCUCAUCCUCCUCCACGCCUCCCAGGGCCCCGCAGCUGGCCCCGCCGUCAUCGACCUCCCCGACCGCAAGGAGGUCUGCUGGCGCCCAUUCGUCGCGGGCUACUUCGUCCUCGACUCCAAAUCCGCCUCGGCCUUCCCAGUCCCCAACUCCGAGCACAUCAUGAACCCGGGCCGCCUCGGCCUCAUCGCCUCCCCCGAGGGUGGAGGCCGCUUCAUGCUCGCUGAGCUCCAGCCGAUCGCCGGCAGCGAACAAGCCGACCUCCUCUGCUUCUCCUCGCAAUCCGGGGAGUGGGUCAGGAAGAGCGUCCCCUACCCGCUUCCGUCCCGGCCAUUGACCCCCAACGGCGUGGUCUCGCAUUCCGGGAGGCUCUGGUGGGUCGACCUCUCCUGGGGCCUCCUCACCUGCAACCCCUUCGCGGACGCGCCCGUGCUCAGCUUCGUCCCACUCCCGCCGCGCAAGGCGCUCAAGUACAGGGAAGAUUGUGCAGUGCUCGACAAGUACCGCCGCGUGGCUGUCAGCCGCGGCAAGCUGCGGUUCGUGGACCUGUACAAGAAUCGUAACAGCUUCGGCUCUGCACAAAUCAGCGUGUGGACGCUCGCCGAUCCGGACUCCACCGAGUGGACGCUGGAAUAUGAAGCGACCUUUUCGGAGAUCUAUGAUGAUGCGAGCUUCAAGGCGACUCGUCUGACAAGGCAGCUCCCGGUGCUCGCGCUCAUCCAUCCCAGGGACCCCGACGUGGUCUACUUCUUCCUGGACAGGCACCUGUUCGGCGUCGACGUGCCUGACCGCGAGGUCGUGCAGUGUGAGCUCUACGAGCUGGUUGAGGAGCUAUCCAGCGAACACAUUGCCACCCGUUUCGUUCACGCUUGGAGGCUGCCACCGGCUCUCCGCUCAGCUGCGGAUGAUGUUGUGGAGAAGCAAAACGCAGGAGGAAAUCGAGAAAUCCUUGAUGCCACUCCAGUCUUGACUUGCCGAACUGAAGUUGAAGUCGGUGGCGGCAACACAUCUGAGUCCAAGCGGCGUAGGCUAGAGUGAUCUGUUCUUGCAGUAUCUCUGUUUCAAUUCUUGUUAGCAUGACUUUCCAUGAAAUUUGUACACUUUGAUAGUAGAGAGCUGGUAACCCCAGCAUGUUAUCGGAUACCACCUUUUGUAUCCGUGAACUUGUUUGUCCUUUUUAGACCAGGCAUCAGUAAAUGUGUCCUUUGUCU